Globicephala melas (long-finned pilot whale) is the source of this 4659-nucleotide messenger RNA. RefSeq names its product nucleolar complex associated 4 homolog (gene NOC4L). Gene Ontology annotation, cellular component: small-subunit processome; nucleolus; Noc4p-Nop14p complex. Gene Ontology annotation, biological process: ribosome biogenesis. NCBI's taxonomy places the organism in Eukaryota, Metazoa, Chordata, Mammalia, Artiodactyla, Delphinidae. The record is from RefSeq and is a predicted model, not a curated record.
CCGCGUCCUCAUCCUCGUCGUCCGCCUUCCGCCGCUUGCAGGGAGGUGCGUGCGGGCUCCGCGGCGCCCCGCCGCUCUUGCGCCUCCGCGUUCUGCGCGGCCGCCGUCGCCGCUUCCCCGCCGCCUGAGCGGUCUGCGCGGGCUCCGAGGGUUCUUGCUGCGGCGGCUGCUUCUGCAGCUCCCGCUCUCGGGCCCGGCACCGCAGCCGCUCCAGCAGCGCGCGAGCCCGGCCGUCCGCCUCGGCCUCCGCCCCGGCCGCCUCGGGGCCCGCGUACCGCGCAACGUGGAAGAGCGCCAUGCCACCCGCCGCGCGCCAGUCCGGCCCGACGCGCCACGAUGACGAGGGGGCGGGGCGCGACGUCAUCAGGCGCCGGCGGUGACGUCAGUGGCGCGCCGGGAGGCGGAGCCGGUGGGCGGCUGAGUUGGUCUCUGCCGCGUGGGGUGGCGGCAUGGAAGGGGAAGCCGGCCCUGGGGGCGCGCGCCGGGCGUUGGGCCGCCUGGUGGAGGCGGUGCUGGCAAACCGAGGCAAGGCCAACGCCGUGUUCGACAUCCUGGCCGUGCUGCAGUCUGAGGACCAGGAGGAGGUCCACGAAGCGGUGCGCGCAUGCAGCCGACUUUUCGGGGCCCUGCUGGCCCGCGGAGAGCUGUUUGUGGGCCAGCUGCCCUCUGAGGAGAUGGUCAUGGCAGGGUCCCGGGGGGCCACUCGCAAGUACAGGGUGUGGAUGCGGCACCGGUACCACAGCUGCUGCAACCGCCUGGGGGAGCUCUUGGCUCGCUCCUCCUUUCGGAUCAAGGAGCUGGCCCUCAGCACCCUCAUGAAGUUCGUGCAGCUGGAGGGCGAACACCCCCUGGAGAAGCCCAAGUGGGAAGGCAACUAUCUGUUCCCCUACCAGCUCUUCAAGUCGGUGGUAGGAGGCCUGCUCUCUCCAGAAGAGGACCGCUCCCUGUUGCUCUGUCAGUUCCGGGAGUACCUGGAACACGACGACAUCCGCUACCACACGAUGCAGGCCGCGGCGGACGCUGUGGCCCGGGCCACUGAUGGGCGCCCUGAGGUGCCCCUCGCUUUUUGGAACAACGCCUUCACGCUGCUGUCCUCCGUGAGCCUGCCCCGCCAGGAGAGCGCCCCCCCCAGCUUCUACGUGAAGCACGCGGAGCUCUCGGACAAGUGGAAGGUCGUUCAUCUGAGGGAGCACAGGAAGGCCUUCCAGCAGAUGUGGCUCGGCUUCCUCAAGCACCAGCUGCCUCUCCGCAUCUGCAAGAAGGUGCUGGUGAUCAUGCAUGACUCCAUCCUGCCUCACCUGGCGCAGCCCAGCCUCAUGAUCGACUUCCUCGCCCGCGCCUGUGACGUCGGUGGAGCCGUCAGCCUCCUGGCUUUGAACGGACUUUUCAUCCUGAUUCAUAAGCACAACCUGGAGUACCCUGACUUCUACCGGAAGCUGUAUGGCUUGCUCGACCCGUCUGUCUUCCACGUCAAGUACCGGGCGCGCUUCUUCCACCUGGCUGACCUCUUCCUGUCGUCCUCGCAUCUGCCUGCCUACCUGGUGGCUGCCUUCACCAAGCGCCUGGCCCGCCUGGCCCUGACAGCACCCCCCGAGGCUCUACUCACGGUCCUGCCCUUUAUCUGCAACCUGCUGCGCAGACACCCAGCCUGCCGCGUCCUCGUGCACCGCCCCAGGGGCCCUGAGCUGGACGCCGACCCCUAUGACCCCCAAGAGGAGGACCCUGCCCGGAGCCGAGCCCUGGAGAGCUCCCUGUGGGAGCUGCAGGCCCUCCAGCAGCAUUACCACCCCGAGGUGUCCAAGGCCGCCAGCGCCAUUAACCAGGCACUGUCCGAAGCCGAGGUCAGCAUCGCGCCGCUUCUGGAGCUCACCGCCUUCCAGAUAUUCGAGCAGGACCUGCAGAAAAAAGGGCCCGAGCCAGUGCCAUUGGAGUUCAUCCCGGCCCAGGGCCUGCUGGGCCGGCGGGGCGACCUCUGUGCCCAGCACUUCACGCUGAGCUGACCCUGCGCGCCCCGCUGCCCCCGACAGAUGGUCUUGUGGGAAAGCUGCUGGGGGGUGCUGGUGGGCGGGGGUCUCGGGAGGUGCAGGUCCUUCACCUGUGCCCCUGGGGCUGGGGUCAGAGUGCCGUCCACCUGCCGCCCCUCCACCCGCCUACCCUGCUGGCCUCACCGGAGGGUGCUGCUCGGGGCCCUCCCUUCCCUGCGGCCUGGUGGGGAGGGGCGAGGUGGGGUAUGGGGGGCGCUGCAGGGCAGCCCCUGCUUCCAGGGCCUCAAGUUACAAGCGCGCCGGGUCGUGGCUUUUGUCGGCCCCCGCGAUUCCCCCCCAAGACGCGCCAGGCUCUCUGCAUCGCUGUGCUUCCUGACACGGGGCGGCCGUGAGAGCCUGUCUGCUGCAGUUAGACUGUGACGUGGGAGUGACGGGGUGGCUCUGUGCCCCGGUCAGUCUCGGCGGGGAGCACAGAGAGGGGCACGAGCUCUCUGUGCCUGGCCAGGCCCUACUGAGGUCACCUUUGUCCCCAGAAGCACAGUGAGUCCGGGGGUGAGCGUCUGCCCCAUCGAGGGGUUACAGGCGGGGCUGGUUCAUUCCUCCAUCCCCUGAGCAGAGUGGGCCAGCAGCCCGAUUGUUUCCACGGUUAUCUUUUAGAGGUUUCUUUUGUGCCAAAGGUGGCGGGUUUUCCGGCUCUGGUAGUGACCCCGUUUCCUUUAAAAAAAACCCACUUGGUCCGGCACACGCCUGGAGCCGGCCCACGGUUGGCAGGGGCUGGUGGGGGCACGGGGUGGGGCAGCCCACAGGGAGAUAAGACACCUCGCUGCCCUCCGCCUCCUGUGCCCCACUCCUGGCCCCGCCCUGCCCCUCCCCCCGGGGAGCAGGGUGGGAGCUCGUGGUGGGCACCCUGGAGUCACAGCAGGGAAGGGUUCCGCCAGUCUGGUGUCCAGGUACCCCCCACCGGCCCGGGGUCCCAGUGCACGCUGCUGGUAGCAGCACACCACGUGGCCCCGGUGCCCUUCACCCGUCUUCCCACGUCUGUUACUGAGCUGGAAACCGCCUUGUCCCUGGGGCGCAGGGCUUGCCUGGAGCGGGGGGCGGGGGUGGGCGGUCUUGAGAGAGCCGGGCCGUCUGGCACCAGGAGUGUCCAGUGGGCCAGAGGCCGCCGUGCCUUGUGUGGGGAUGCCAGGGGGCAGUGCUGGACGGCCUGAGGCCUCCCGCUUUUCUUGAAAAAUGCCACUGUGUAAAAAAAUUUACAAACUACAAAACACUUGAACGGUCUCUCUUGGUCUUGUCUGCAUUCGGCGUCCUGCGCUCCCGUAGGUCCUGGCUGUGGCCCGUAGCCGCGCUGGUUCCCCGGGCAGCUGCACUCUGCCGUGUUUGCCCUCCGGCAGGUCCCCAUUUCCUGUCCUCUGGCCCUGGUUGUCCGUGGGGGAAGGGGGGUGAGAGUGCCCCUCCCAGCAGCUGUGAGGUUGGCUGGGAGGCCGCGUGGUGGGUUGGAGGUAAGAACUGAACGGGGGGACUGGGGCCACCGCUGGGGCUCUGCCUGUCCUUCAGGAGCCCGAGGGGUGGCCGGGACAGCCUCCGGGGCACAUGGGGCUGACUGCAGGGCUCCUGGCUCCAGGGGAGGUACAAGCUCAGACUUUCAAGGGCUUUGGAACCACCUGGGAUCAAGGAAGAUGUCUAUGUGGGCGGGCGGAGGGAGGGAAGGGCCUCGGGCAGGUGUACCUGAGGGCGGAGGACAUAGCGGCUCCCUGGUCUGUACCAGGAGACCAUCCUGAGCCGCUUGUGAGCAACCCACCUCUGAGCCCAGAGACAAGAAUGCAGGCGCUUAGAAAGAGUAAACGUUUGUAUGUUUAAAAAGAAGAAAAGACAGGCACCAGCGAACCCGCGACUGGCAGCCUCAGCCCGCCAGCGGCUCCCUGGGAGGAGGACAAAGGGGAAGCCCGCUGCCUUUCCUUAACUACAGCCCCGCCCCGGGUUGUCUGGCCUUUGUAAGUUACAAAGCGGCACGCGCCUAACUAGGAGCUCAAGUGAAAGGGCAGCGUGUGGGGAGAUGAGGAAGCCUGCUCGCUCCCCAGCCCCGUAACCCACCCUCUCCUCUGCUGCCACUUCGCCCGCACAGACCCUCAUGCUUCCCGCGCCGGGGGAGAGGCCAGGUGCACCUGCCCAAAGCCUCCCUCCACCUGCCCACGUAGACGUUUUGUUUGUGGCGCUGGGGACGCUGUUGUUUCCUAGGUCCAGUUUUUACAAAUUGCUUAAAAAAAGAUUUCAGACACAAUGAAUACCUUUUUAGCUUAAGUAUGCCCCGUUUGAUAUUUGAGAUGCACUAAAUUUUAAAAGUUAAAGUGAAAUCCACAAAACAUCAAACUAACCACUGUCAAAUGCGUGAUUCAGGGACUUCCCUGGUGGCACAGUGGUUAAGAAUCCACCUGCCACGCAGGGGACACGGGUUCGAGCCCUGGUCUGGGAAGGUCCCACAUGCCACAGAGCAACUAAGCCCGUGCGCCACAACUACUGAGCCUGUGCUCUAGAGCCCGCGAUCCACAGCUACUGAGCCCGUGCACCACAACUACUGAGGCUGCACUCCAGAGCCCGCGAGCCACAACUACCGAAGCCCGUGUGCCUAGAGCCUGUGCUUUGCAACAAGAGAAGCCACUGCAAUGAAGACCAG